Camelina sativa (false flax) is the source of this 2350-nucleotide messenger RNA. RefSeq names its product phospholipid--sterol O-acyltransferase. NCBI's taxonomy places the organism in Eukaryota, Viridiplantae, Streptophyta, Magnoliopsida, Brassicales, Brassicaceae. Gene Ontology annotation, biological process: lipid metabolic process. The record is from RefSeq and is a predicted model, not a curated record.
UCCUCCCAAAGGUCCCCAAACAGCACACACGCUCUCUCCUAUCUCUCUCCUCUCUCUUACUUUUCCUCCUAAACUCUGGGCUCUGGCGAAGGAAUGAGAAGUAGUUAGAGACACCGCGAACGAUGGGAGCGAAUUUGAAAUCGAUAACGGCUUCUUUCACCGUCAUCGCCGUCUUUUUCUUGAUUUGUGGUGGCGGAGCUGCGGUGGAGGAUGAGACCGAGUUUCACGGCGACUACUCCAAGCUGUCAGGUAUAAUCAUUCCGGGAUUCGCGUCGACGCAGUUGCGAGCGUGGUCGAUCCUUGACUGCCCAUACACUCCGUUGGACUUCAAUCCGCUCGACCUCGUCUGGCUAGACACCACUAAGCUUCUAUCUGCUGUGAACUGCUGGUAUAAGUGUAUGGUGCUAGAUCCUUAUAAUCAAACGGACCAUCCUGAGUGUAAGUCACGGCCUGACAGUGGUCUUUCAGCGAUCACAGAAUUGGAUCCAGGUUACAUAACAGGUCCUCUUUCUACUGUCUGGAAAGAGUGGCUUAAGUGGUGUGUUGAGUUUGGCAUAGAAGCUAAUGCAAUUGUCGCUGUUCCAUACGACUGGAGAUUGUCACCAACCAAAUUGGAAGAGCGUGACCUUUACUUUCACAAGCUCAAGUUGACCUUUGAAACUGCCUUAAAACUCCGUGGCGGCCCUUCUAUAGUUUUUGCCCAUUCAAUGGGUAAUAAUGUGUUCAGAUACUUUCUGGAAUGGCUGAGGCUAGAAAUUGCACCAAAACAUUACUUGGAGUGGCUUGAUCAGCAUAUCCAUGCUUAUUUUGCUGUUGGAGCUCCUCUUCUUGGUUCAGUUGAGGCAAUUAAAUCGACUCUCUCUGGUGUAACAUUUGGCCUUCCUGUUUCUGAGGGAACUGCUCGGUUGUUGUCCAAUUCGUUUGCCUCUUCGUUGUGGCUUAUGCCAUUUUCAAAGAAUUGCAUAGGUGAUAACACAUUCUGGACACAUUUUUCUGGUGGUGCUGCAAAGAAAGAUAAGCGCGUAUACCACUGUAAUGACGAGGAAUAUCAAUCGAAAUAUUCUGGCUGGCCGACGAAUAUCAUUAACAUUGAAAUUCCUUCCACUAGCGGUAAGAAUCUGUAUAUGCAACGAAAAUUAACACCAAGAAUGUUCCCUCUUAUAUUUCGUUCCUUUGAUGCGUAUCCAACAGUUACAGAAACAGCUCUAGCCAACAUGACGAGCAUGGAAUGUGGUCUUCCCACCCUAUUGUCGUUCACAGCCCGUGAACUAGCAGAUGGGACUCUUUUCAAAGCAAUUGAAGACUAUGACCCAGAUAGCAAGAGGAUGUUACACCAGUUAAAGAAGUUGUAUCAUGAUGACCCUGUUUUUAACCCUCUGACUCCUUGGGAGAGACCACCUAUAAAAAAUGUAUUUUGCAUAUAUGGGGCUCAUUUAAAGACAGAGGUUGGUUAUUACUUUGCCCCAAGUGGCAAACCUUAUCCUGAUAACUGGAUCAUUACUGAUGUCAUUUACGAAACUGAAGGUUCCCUCGUGUCAAGGUCUGGAACUGUGGUUGAUGGGAAUGCUGGACCUAUAACUGGGGAUGAGACGGUACCCUAUCAUUCACUCUCUUGGUGCAAGAAUUGGCUCGGACCUAAAGUUAACAUAACAAUGGCUCCCCAGCCAGAACACGAUGGAAGUGAUGUACAUGUGGAGCUAAAUGCUGAACAUGAGCAUGGGUCAGACAUCAUAGCGAACAUGACAAAAGCACCAAGGGUUAAGUACAUAACCUUUUAUGAAGACUCUGAGAGCAUUCCAGGAAAGAGAACUGCGGUCUGGGAGCUUGAUAAGACAAAUCACAGGAAUAUCGUUAGAUCUCCAGUUCUGAUGCGGGAGUUAUGGCUUCAGAUGUGGCAUGACAUUCAGCCUGGUGCGAAGUCCAAAUUUGUCACCAAAGCCAAGCGCGGGCCACUUAGAGAUGCGGAUUGCUACUGGGAUUAUGGGAAAGCCUGUUGUGCUUGGCAAGAAUACUGUGAAUACAGAUACAGUUUCGGGGAUGUUCACUUAGGACAAAGUUGUAGAUUGAGGAACACAUCUGCUAAUAUGCUGCUCCAGUACAUAUAAAUUUCCUGUUCAGCAAAUGACCUAUUCCUUCAUCUGCAUUUUACUCUCCCGGUUAGAAGAUAGAAAAAAAGGUUAAAAACGGUCAAUUCUUAUUGCUCUCUCUAUUUCUCACGCAAAGGUAUUCUUUUGUGAAUUUUUUGCUAUUACGAGCAUAUGAUAUUUUGGGUACAGCUAAGAGUGCAGUUACUUUGAUCGUCACGGCUAAAGUAGUGUAAACCCAUAUUAAAAGAAUUUUUCUUUUUUUC